AUGGGCAACCCAUUCUCGCUCUUCCACGCGACGAUCCAGUCUAGCAAACGCGGCAAUACUGCCAAAGCCCGCCUACCCACACGCGCGCACCGACACGCCUGGGACGACUGGGAUAGCGACAACGAUGACGCGGAUAGAGCGGGUCUCGCGAGCUGGAUGGGCCGGCGCAAAACCAAGGGUCGAGGUAGUGGGCCCAGGGAAGGCAAAGGUAGCAUGGACAGCACUGAGAGCGACAACGACGCCACGAGGCCCAGUCUGUGUCUGCGAGAGACACCCAAGAAGGCAAAGAAGAGCAUGAACAUCAGUAAAGAAGAUCAAGGUUUAGAACGCGCUAGGAUUGAAGCUGCGGAGAAUGCGAGGGCAAGGCGGCGAGACGCGGAACAGAAGCUUGCGAAGAAGAAACCGAGUGGGUUCAUCAGAGCGAUUACCUGUGGGAAGAGCGAUACUGAUGGUUAA
Molecule: messenger RNA, 456 nt
Organism: Alternaria arbusti
Lineage: Eukaryota; Fungi; Ascomycota; Dothideomycetes; Pleosporales; Pleosporaceae
Exons: 2
Coding region: 1-456 (151 amino acids)
Source: RefSeq, a predicted model, not a curated record